Marasmius oreades (fairy-ring Marasmius) is the source of this 1451-nucleotide messenger RNA. RefSeq lists its product as uncharacterized. Gene Ontology annotation, cellular component: cytoplasm; nucleus. Lineage: Eukaryota; Fungi; Basidiomycota; Agaricomycetes; Agaricales; Marasmiaceae. Gene Ontology annotation, molecular function: protein-folding chaperone binding; protein folding chaperone. The record is from RefSeq and is a predicted model, not a curated record. Bases 34 to 1098 code for a protein of 354 amino acids. The transcript has 10 exons.
GACCUCUUACCUCCACCAUCGCCCCUUGCCUCAAUGGCUUCAGAUCUCUAUGAGACUCUAGGUGUAUCUAAACAUGCAACGCCAGAAGAGAUCCGAAAAGCGUAUAAGAAACGUGCUCUCGAAACGCAUCCCGACCGUCACCCAAACGUUACGUUAUCAGAGAAAGAGGCACUGGAAAACAGUUUUCGACAGGUCAGCAAUGCGUAUGAGGUAUUGAAUGAUCCCAAGACCAAACGCGAAUAUGACCGACAUGGCGUAUGGCCACCCCCCAGCCCUGAGGAGGAGCGCAGAAGGGAUCAUCACCAUCGAACGAGGACUUCGUCAUACCACCACCACCAUGAUCCUUUCGUUAACGACCCAUUCUUCAAUGAUCCCUUCCUCAACAGGCCGUUUCAUCGAUUCAACUUUACAGAUCCAUUUGAUCUGUUUGAACGGAUGUUCUCUGAUACAAUGUAUGGUGGUUCCAGUUACGCCAGACCGAGUCACCGCCACGAACGAAGAAGUCCCUGGGAUGAGGACCCAUUACCUCAAGCACGACGCAUGCAUUCCGAUAUGUUCAAUUUAAUGUCCAGUAUGCACAGGAACAUGCUUUCAGGCUUCAGUGAUUUUCCCGGGAAUGUUGAUGCUCAAUCCACCUCUGGAAAUGGCAACACCAGAUAUACUCGACAAGUAUAUAUGUCGUCUUCUCUGAAUGGUGCCACUCAUGCCGUCAAGAAAUCCCGAGAUUGGAAUGGUAACGAAAUCGUUACGAGGACCUAUCCUGACGGCCGUAAGGUCGUCACCAUCAACGGGGUGGAGCAGAGGGAGCCAGGUUAUUUACCUUCCUCCGCUCCCAACCAACUUCGUGAACCUCGUGUUCCAACUGCUCACCAAGGAUACAGCGGGCAUUCCUUACAGCCCCCUCCACCGUACCCUGGUCACCCAAAUCACCGUGCCGAACACAGGGAGCAUCGUCACCGCAGUAGGACUCUCACCCACGAUACACGCACUCCUGUGAUCCCGCCAACGGAAAUGUAUGAACCUUAUCAACACCAAUGUCCUGAAGGGCGUGGGUACCAUGACUCCAAGAACCAUAAAAAGCGAUGGGGACUCUUCUGAACUUAACCACACGUUUUAUACCUCCUCUUAUGUAUGCUUUCCACCUCACAAGUGGUGUGCUCCAACGUGUACCAUAUCCGACAUUGUGUAGUCCACUCUGCCCUGUAAUAUUAUGGACUUUUACAGCUAACAACCUUUUUUGAUACUGCGGUUUCCCCCCCGCGACCAGAUUUGUCGAUGUUCCGACCAAACCUCUACUCUACAUACCCUAUGCCUUCGAUGAAAACCCACCAAACCGUUUAUAACUGGUACUGAAACCGACGUGCCCGCAGGAGGAUAUACUAAAAAUUCCUGCUAAGUACGGAAAAUACAUGGAUAGAAAUAAGUAAAAUGGCGAGCUGUGAUAGAAUUAC